AUGGAGCCAGCAACGGGUGCAACUGGGUACGAAAUUGUAAGAGAUUGCCGAACGCCACGACCCUUUGAUCUGAUAGAGAGUAAUAACGGUAAUCUCAAAGAGUUUGAAGCAGGUGAACUACCACCUUGUACAGAAUGUGUGAUCCGAAUUUUUACAUUGGCGCCCAGUGGCAAAUCCGAAGGAAUAUGGAUUUCUGCAAAAACAUUUCCACAAAAGACGGUCAAUGUCAGAGCUCAAAUCCUGAGGGCAUUAAAAAGUGCGUUGCUUGUACAGUGGACAGAAACCACGAGAAACUGCUUUGUAGCUUAUCAGAUACAAAUUUCUUCGGCAACCAGCCAAAUUCUGGUCAACACGAGGGAGGAGGAUUCAACUCCAGACAUCCCUAAGAAUAUUAAAGCGGAGGUUAAAAAUUCCAAAUUAGUGUUAGUAAGUUGGGAUGUGGCUAAUCCAUCACCUGCAGUUGUAGCCUAUUCGCUGAGCAGCGUUGCCCUUGCUCUUCCAACUGUGGACAUCGUGCAGGCCUCCCAGAUUGAUAAAGAUAAAGAAGAAAUCGAAGUGAAAUGGACUGCUGUCACUGAAGAAAGUACUUUGAGUUGUCCCUUCUCUUAUUUGGUGAAGGCCAAAGGCAUAAAUCCAGUCACGAAGGAACCACUGGAAAAGAUGGAGGUAGCACCCCCAAACAAGUCUUCUCCCGAAGACCCUAAAAAUCUUCAGAUACUUAGUGCAACGGAAGAUUCAUUGACGAUAGGGAUGCAGCCAGUUACUGGUUCAUCCAGAUACGAAUACACGAAAAGAUGCGGUUCAUCAGCAACUUCGGCUGCUGUAACAAUUAAUGAUGGCAAUCUUAAAGAGUUUAAAGCUGAAGAACUGCCAUCUUGUCAAAGUUGCACAAUUACCAUUUAUACUUUGAUUAACAACAAAAAAUCUAGAGGAGCAGAUAUAUCGGGCCGAACAUGUGAGUAUAGAUUUUAUAUCCCAAUACGGCAAGAGGAUAUAAAAUCAAUGUAA
Molecule: messenger RNA, 1008 nt
Organism: Protopolystoma xenopodis
Lineage: Eukaryota; Metazoa; Platyhelminthes; Monogenea; Polystomatidea; Polystomatidae
Source: the annotation of a GenBank genome assembly